AUGCAGCAGCUGCAGGAGGUGCCCGAGUACUCGGAACCGCUUCCGAAGUAUGAAAAGCACAAGCCAAUGUAUAUCCUGAUCGAUAAGGAUACGCCGGGGGCAGUGACCCCAUACACGACUCCGAGCACGCCGAGGGUUAUCCUCGAUUCGGCAUUACGGAUGCCGCUAGAUCCCGGCCCUUUAUCUGAUGAAGCGUUUCGAGCUUCGGGUUGGUAUGUUACCUGGGGUCUUCAGGGAGCACAUGAGGCGCAGAACGAGUCUUGGAAUACGCACGCGCUUCAACAAGCCAGUGCUGUUUGA
Molecule: messenger RNA, 300 nt
Organism: Morchella importuna
Lineage: Eukaryota; Fungi; Ascomycota; Pezizomycetes; Pezizales; Morchellaceae
Exons: 1
Coding region: 1-300 (99 amino acids)
Source: RefSeq, a predicted model, not a curated record